AUGUUUGUUGUUGUUGUUGUUGUUGUUGUUGUUGAUGUCAUUGAAUCUUCACCACCUACAGGUCCAUCUCGAGUUUCUAUUAAACAACAACAACAACGACAACAAUCUCCUUAUCCCAGUGAACAACAACAACAACAACAACAACAACAACAACAACAACAAACAUGUUUCUAUCCAUCACCACCACCACCUUCAUCAUUCACUUCAUCUUCCCCACAUCAUCGUCAUUUACCAUCAACAUCAACACCAAGUCCAAGUCCAUCAUCUCCACAUUCACCAUUACCUACAAGUUGA
Rotaria sordida is the source of this 294-nucleotide messenger RNA. NCBI's taxonomy places the organism in Eukaryota, Metazoa, Rotifera, Eurotatoria, Philodinida, Philodinidae. The record is from the annotation of a GenBank genome assembly.